AUGGACAUCGGGAAAGUUUACAGUGCCUUUAACAUCAGCAAUGGAACAGAUCUAGCUAUUGGCUUUACCUCUUCCACAGUAGCUGUCCUUCUAUUUGGGACAAAUUUUGUGCCUGUUAAGAAAUUUGAUACUGGUGAUGGCAUGUUCUUCCAGUGGAUUCUCUGUGCCUCCAUAUGGGUAGUUUCUUUGGUGGUCAAUUUAAUCCAGAAUUGCCCCCGGUUUUGGCCUCUGGCUAUGGUUGGGGGUUUUUUGUGGGCUACAGGCAAUGUUACAGUUGUCCCUAUUGUUAAAACUAUUGGUUUAGCUCUUGGUCUUUUGAUAUGGGCUUCUUUUAAUUUGCUGACAGGCUGGGCAAGUUCACGGUUUGGUUGGUUUGGAAUUGACCCAGAAGAGGUAUCAAGACCAAUCUUAAAUUAUAUUGGAGCUGGACUUUCACUAUUAAGUGCUGUCAUAUUUCUUUUUAUAAAAACUGAAGUCCAGAGUUCUUCAGCUUCAUUAGAAAGUACGCCUUUACUGAGAGAAAGUUCUGUUAAUGUUUCUGAAGAUACUUCUGAUGACUCAUGGGUGAACAGACUUUCUCCAGCAAAAAGAAGACUCAUAGGAUGUAGCCUGGCUGUAGUAGCUGGAAUACUCUACGGUUCCAGUUUUGUACCAGUACUUUACAUCAAGGACCAUGGGAGAAGAAAUGAAACUAUAUAUAAAGGAGCAAGUCAAUUUGAUUUAGAUUAUGUUUUUGCACACUUCAGUGGAAUAUUUCUUACAAGUACUGUCUACUUUUUGAUCUACUGUGUGGCCAGGAAAAAUAAACCUAAUGUUUAUCCCCAAGCCAUAUUGCCAGGGUUUGUUUCUGGUGUGCUUUGGGCAAUAGCCAAUUGUUGCUGGUUCAUAGCCAAUCACUAUCUCAGUGCUGUGGUCAGCUUUCCAAUAAUUACUGCAGGUCCUGGCCUUGUUGCUGCAAUGUGGGGAGUCCUUGUAUUUAAAGAAAUCAAGGGACUGAAAAACUACGUGUUACUCUCAGUAGCGUUUUGCAUCAUUUUGUCUGGAUCACUAUCCACGGCUUUUUCUAAAGUUUGAAAGGAUCUUCUGGACCAGUAGAUGGUGCUACUGUUUAAUAUAAUCAGAAAGGCAAUAUUGGUAUAUUGUAAUACAUAAUAAUUUUCAAAAUGUAUGUCCAGCACUUACCCUAAUUUGCUUCAAGCAAGUGAAAAAGAAAGCCUUUGCUAAAUGUUCCCAUUUGGCAUGAAAGAAAAUUUGGAAAUGUUUGGUUUGCAUUUCUUGGAAC
Opisthocomus hoazin is the source of this 1282-nucleotide messenger RNA. The record is from RefSeq and is a predicted model, not a curated record. NCBI's taxonomy places the organism in Eukaryota, Metazoa, Chordata, Aves, Opisthocomiformes, Opisthocomidae.